GGAAAGGCAGGGAGGUUAGCUAGACUUUAUCCAGUCUGCCAGCCUUUUGAGUAGCUCCGCGCUAUAUAGUGGGGUGGAUGCCAGCUAUAUCGCUCGCACGAAUUUUCGUCUACCUUCUAGGGUGUGGCGUCCGUGGUCCGAGCGCUCCGGCGGGGUCGGAGUGGGACGACGCGGCGAGCAGGGGAGGCCGCAGUCGCUCCUCUCAGCACCAGCAGAGGAUUGUGGGUGGCGAGAACGCAGGGCCGCUCGAGUUUCCCUGGCAGAUAUCGCUACGCCGCAUGAUACCCGUGAUCAACCUGGAUAGGGGCCACACCUGCGGAGGCUCCAUCAUCAACAGCCGCUACGUGCUAACCGCCGCGCACUGCGUCACAGGGUUGCUCACGUUCCCGUCAGACUUCGCCGUUACGGUGGGGGAGCAAGACAUCACCAGGAAAGACGACACCGAUGACGUCAUCUUCGUGAGGAAGAUCACCAAGCACCCGCAGUGGGACAGGAACAGCCUGGACAAUGACUACGCUCUUCUGGAGCUGAGGACGCCACUGGACUUCGAAGGGAAGCACAGCCACCUGAUGCCCGUCUGCCUGCCCGAGCAGGGCCAGAGCUUCGAGGGACAGAACUGCACCAUCAGCGGAUGGGGGCUCACCAAGGACAGGUCCGAAGGAGGCAGGAUCCCGGCCAAGCUGCAGAAAGCCGACGUGCCCGUGUUGAAGCAUUCUACGUGUCGUGAGUUUUACGAGCGCUUCAACGAAGUCAACGAGGAGACAAUGAUCUGCGCUGGACCUGAGGAGGGUGGCCGCUCCGUGUGCCAGGGUGACUCCGGGGGACCGCUGCAGUGUCCUCGCGCGGACGGCCGCUACGUGCUUGCCGGCGUCACGUCCUGGGGAGUCAGGUGUGCCGCCCCCAAGCAGCCCGGCGUCUUCGCCAGGGUGUCGACGCGCACUGACUGGAUACGAAGCGUGGUCGGAGAGACGCCCUGAACGCCGCCAUUUCCCCGCCUCUUCACCUGAAUAAAGCUGCAGAGUUAUGCACCG
Dermacentor andersoni is the source of this 1031-nucleotide messenger RNA. RefSeq names its product trypsin-7-like. NCBI's taxonomy places the organism in Eukaryota, Metazoa, Arthropoda, Arachnida, Ixodida, Ixodidae. Gene Ontology annotation, molecular function: serine-type endopeptidase activity. Gene Ontology annotation, biological process: proteolysis. The record is from RefSeq and is a predicted model, not a curated record.